AGCGGCUGUGGGGGCGGCGGCGGCGGCAGCGGCCUCCACGGAGACGCCAAGUCGCCCCCUGCGCCCCACAACAAGGCGCUCGCCGGCGUCAAAGGCGACCAGCAUCCCUCGAUGGCCUUCCUGCAGAACCGGUCUAUCUCGCUGGUGGACAUGUACAUUGACAACUCGGAGCCGUCGGAGAACGUCGGCCAGAUACACUUCAGCCUGGAGUACGACUUCCAGAACACCACGCUCAUUCUCAGGAUCCUAACGGCGAAGGACUUGCCCGCCAAAGACAUCACGGGUACUUCGGACCCUUACGUCCGCGUCACGCUGCUACCUGACAAGAAACACCGGCUGGAGACAAAGAUCAAGAGGCGCACCCUCAACCCGCGCUGGAACGAGACUUUCUACUUCGAAGGGUUUCCCAUUCAGAAGCUGCAGAGCAGAGUACUGCACCUCCACGUCUUUGAUUACGAUCGCUUCUCUCGAGAUGAUUCCAUCGGCGAAGUUUUUCUUCCUCUCUGCCAGGUGGACUUGUCAGAGAAGCCAUCGUUCUGGAAGGCGUUGAAGCCGCCAGCCAAGGACAAGUGUGGGGAGCUACUGACGUCCCUGUGCUACCACCCCAGUAACAGCAUCCUCACCCUCACUCUACUCAAGGCUCGCAACCUCAAAGCCAAGGAUAUCAACGGAAAGUCAGAUCCCUACGUGAAAGUAUGGUUGCAAUUUGGAGACAAACGGAUUGAGAAACGUAAGACGCCCAUCUUCAAAUGCACUUUGAACCCCAUCUUCAAUGAGACUUUCAGCUUCAACGUGCCGUGGGAAAAAAUAAGGGAAUGUUCUCUGGACGUAAUGGUGAUGGACUUCGACAACAUAGGAAGAAAUGAACUGAUAGGUCGCAUUCUCUUGGCUGGUAAAAAUGGCUCUGGAGCAACCGAGACUAAGCACUGGCAAGACAUGAUUACAAAACCCCGACAGACAAUUGUACAGUGGCAUCGACUGAAACCAGAAUAAGGGCAGCAGUUCAGUAUUUCACUACCGUAUUUACUAUUUUUUUGUGUCAUGUCCUUCCUGACUUGAUGAAGAGUAAUUGUUUGCUUCCUGCGUAAUUUACAUACAUGUAUUCGUUGAUAAUCGCCCAAGAAAUUUACUUUUAGAAAAUUUAAUCCAUACUGCCACAGUUACAUUGUUUUAAUUUGUUUCAGUAUGAACUCUGAUCUCUUUGGAAACUUCAUGGUCGGUCCAUUCACAGUAGUAAACAUUCCCAUACCAUUGUUCCCGCUGUUGCUAGUACAUAUAUAUGUUUGAUUUUGGAUUUGUUUAUCACAACAGCAAAUAUAUUGUGCAGUAAAUACGGUAGAGAACUGGAAAAUAAAGUAAGAAUUAUAAAAAUGUGUACAUAUAAAAUGAUGAUGUAGUCUCUCUAUACUCAUCUGUGUCUAAGACUAGUUGCAUGUUUAUAUAUCUGUUGAUCAUCUGUUAUUCAGCUGUCCAAAACGUAAUUCCUUUGCUACACCUUGCAGUGUUAAUAGUUAUACCACUAAUAUCAUGAACUGAUAUCAUGUUAAUUUUAUUCUUAGGCCACAUAAUUAUUUUGGCUUCUCUGGAGUACUAUAAAACCUUUUAUGCUUGACAAUGGAGCAUAUUUUAUCCCACUGUACCAUAUACUUCUGUGCUCGAUAUGUACAUACAUGAUCUCUCUCUGACAUUGUAUUCUUAUCAUCAGCUAUGAGUGUAAUGCUGUUUACAAGUAACUGGAAAAUUUUAUAGUCUAUCUGAUGUAUCAUAACCAGAUUAGCACAUAAGUAGCGUAAUGGUAGUGUGAAAUAAUUUUUCGGGAAUACUAUUUAUUUAUGUAUUUUAAAUAUCUAUUGAAGAAGGUAUAUGUGCCCCUCAAAUUGUGACCCGCUCCUUAAAAUUCUCCUUUUUUGGAAAAAAUCAUGUAUUCUCAAGAGAGUCUCCCUUUUAACAUAAAUUCUCAAAUAUAGCAUAAAAGUGGUCAUUACACCAGCAAAAAUUACAUAGCAGGAAGAGUAAAGCUGAAAGAGAAUAUUGAGGAUAAUAUUAACAGAGAGACAAUUUUUGUUAAAACUGAAUACAAUCUGAUUUGAGUUGCGUAGUUAUGUUUACUACAAAUUAUUAAAAGUGAUGUAACACAAAAAUUGUUACAUAUUUCUUGUUGUGUAAAUUUUUAUCUGAUUGUUAGAGAAUUUUUAUAAUAAAUGUCUGUCAACAAAAGUGCUACACAUAAUUAUACAUAUUUAAAAUUAAUUUCAAUGUAAGACUUCUUAAUAGUUAAAAUGUACAUAUUGUUUUCUUUUUAACUUGCAUGUCAGUGUAAGAAAACUUCAUUGUCAUAACGUUCUAUUGAGCAAAUUCAAAUAAUCAAUCCUGUUAUCAUAAACCUUUGAUUCAUUUCAGUAAUCCAGUAGACGAUAUGUCAAACGAAAAUACUUCUUUAUUUUCGUCACAUAACUUAAAAUGCGAUACCUGGCAAGAAAGUUAGUAAUCCUGGAAUUGUUAAUUACAGUGAUUGGAAUUUUAGGAAUUCUACAUUCUGUUUGAGAUAUCUUUGAAAACAAAUAUUACUUUGCACAGCAUUUUUGCUUUCUCCAAUUAUUUGCUUUUAAAGCUAAAAAUUUUAUUCACUGCAACAUAUUUAUCUAUAAUCUUGUAUGAGUAACACAUUGAUUCUGAAAGAGAAGAAGGUAACUUAUGUGGUGUAUGAAAAUGAAAGUCAUAUAUGACAUUUUCUAAAAUAUCUCAUUUACAUACACAGGGAAUAAUUUGUUCAGCUUUGACUAUUUAACAUUCUGGCUUGUUAUGAAUCGUUCUAUAGCUUCACAGCUGAUACUGAUAAAUAAUUAUUUCUUAAUUUUCUAAGAGAUGGCUAUGUAAUUUCUAAUAUUUUCAUUUCUCUGAAAAGAGCAAAAGUUGCUGUUUGUGAAAUCUUUAGACUGUACUUUUAUUUGUUUACUGUUGCCUAUGAGAGCCAGUGAACGGAAUAUAUUAAAGACUGUAAGAGGUAUCAAUCAAAUGUGAAAAUUUUCCACAUAAAUCAGUAAUAUGUGAACUUUGGUUUUAUUAUGUUACUUAUCGCCUGCACUGAAAAAAUCUAAGAUUUUAUUUCAUAAUUAGCUUGGAAUUGUUGGAAUGACAACUACCACAGACUUUAUCUCAAAAUACUGUACUACAAUCGAACAAAUUUCUGUGAUAAUCAGAACUUGAUUAAUGCAUAUAGAUGUAUAAAAGUCGCAUUUUUAUCAGAUGUAAUGAACCAAUUACGAAUUUUGUUAGCCACGAAAGGAUCUGUUUUAUAGAUAUGAUUAUAGUAACAACAGUAUGCUAUUACUGUCCUAUAUUUAAAAAAUGAAUAAAAUAACCUAAGUAUAGAACAUGUGUUUUACAUGAGUAUAGAUUAUAAGACAACAACUUAAUCUUAUUUCAAACAAAUUUUAGAGGGGCCAAUAACUUACAUUAUUCUGCAUAAAGCUGGACUGUGAUUUUGGAAUAAACGUUUCUUCCUUAUUUGGUACAUCUUUCAGUAUACUGCAGAAACUUCAAAGGACUUGCCCACUGAUAUUAUUGAAUGUGCCUGUUACUCUCUAUCCUGACAAUAUUACAUUUUUUAAGUUUAUGGUUUGCUGUAGCUCUGUCUUAAAAUUCAGGUGACAUAAGCUCAGUCUCAAAAUUCAUACAUAUUGCAACUUUAAUAUGUUUUAUAAACAUCAAGGUGAUCAGUUACUAUAGUGCUUGAGUUGAACGCUUCUUAUUAACUGUGUUUUAGUUAAUAAAAGCUAAUAGACUUACCUGUACAGAACAAUGAAAGAAAUAUUGUAGGUACUAAUGUGUUCACAAGCAAAGCAUGUUAACUCUAUCUUAAUUCAGUGCAAUGUUAUUUCAUAGCAUUAUAAUUUUUAUCAAUACUUAUUUACUAAAAGCUACCUUUUCAUUUGUGAUAUGGAAACAAUGUAGCAUGUAUUCCAAGUCAUGCUUAUCCACUCUUCUAUUUUAUCUACAGAAAACACAAUCUUAGCAAUAACUCUCUUACAGUUUUUCCUUAUUCCCAUGUGAGACUUUUCAGGUCAAAAACAAGAAUAUAGCUUUGAACAAUGUAGGAGGUGGUUUAGGGCCAUAACUUUAGAAAUAUUCACAGACGCUGGGAGUAGUGUAUGCCCACAGUAACCAUGCAGUAUAUGUUGCAUUAUCAAUGAGGCCUGGCAAUAUAAACAGACUAAAAUUGAUAUUAAUGAUAUUAUCAUAAAGAACAAAACGAAAUUAUUCUCACCUACAGCACCAAGGUAAAUACUUUCAAUCAUCCAGUAAGAAGAGAGAAUGGCAUAAAAAAGAAGUAGAUAAUAUUAGUAUAUAACAGGCUUUACAAUUAGUACAUUAUGAUGGCCCAUAUUAAUAUCAUACAAUAAAUAAUCAUGGCUAUUUCUGUAAUACACAAGGCUGGAAGACUGCCACAAAAGUUAUAAUAAUCUGUUUCACAAGUUUCAGCGGAUUUUAUCAGUGAUUCAUUGAAUUUAACUUCCAAUAGAUACACAAACAAUGCCAAACGACACAAGAAAGUUACAUCAAAGUGUAACAUAUCUCAGAAAUUAAUGCCCCACAAGAACUUUUCCCCCAAAACUGCAUUUCUCAUCAUAGAUUAUUUUCUUUCUAAAAUCCUGAUUUCAGUUUGCAUAUUGCAGAGUAAUUGCAUUUGUGAUCUAAUUCAGAUUGUGUCAGUCUGAACACAGCAAUAUUAUUAAUGCUUCUUGUAAGUAAAUUUUUAAUUUCAUUAUGAGACAGCUAAACUCAGUUUCAUUCUCUCUCUACAUUAUACCUUACAUAUUUAUGCAGCUUUUUCUCUUAAAUGUCCUCACUGUAUGUUUCUAAGACACUAUAUUUUAUAUGUUAGCAGUGUGAGAACAUAUAUCAUUUAAUUUUUAUGUUAUUUUCUUUAAAUUCUGAUUCAGUAUGACAAACUCACUGAACUGACCUGAAAAAAACUUUUAAAAAUGACAAUAAUCCUUCCUGUUCCUCUGGCUUCAGAAUUUGGAAAAUUCAUUUGUUAAAUUUAUGAGCUCCACACGUCGCAUUUAGUGGAACAUAUAAAUAACUUAUUUUAUUUCGGUAUGUGUCUGCUAUAGAGUAAGCUCAAAAUUUCAACACUAGAAAAGAUUUGCAGAAUAGGUCUUAUUUCAUGUACAGCCAUAUAAUUAUCAUUGUUGAUCAUUUGAUAUUAUAUAAUUUGCUUAGAAUUACAGCACAUGAAUCCAAACACAAAAAUACCUUCAUUGUUAUAGAAACCAAUAUACAUAAUCAUUGUUCUGAGGUUUGUAAUGAAGACAAGUUUUCCAUGUUCUGACUGCUAAAACUUCAGAGGUAUACACUACAUCUGAGUUUUUACUAUACAGCUUCAUAUUAACAAUAACAAGUAAACUUUUAGUCGUUAUUAGAAAGAGAACAUAGUUCUGAAUUACACAAGAAUGUCAAAGAAUACAUGAGCCAUUCGACUACAAGACACAGGAAGAGUCUGUGAAUAACCUAGUAACUAAAUGAUGAUUUUUGGUUUAUGGAAGCAACUGAUAUGGAUUGAGCAGUUUGUAGAUUGAAAUGAAAAUCUAUGAAAUUGUAGUGCCUAUUGUUGAAUGUUACAGAUUAAAUGUUGUGCCAUAGUACCAUGAAGAGAAGACUAUGUACUCGUAAAAUAGAAUAGUCAGCAUAAAAGUUAAUUGGGUCAUUCUGUAAGAGUGUGUGAUUUAGAUAAUGGGUGUUAGUAGUGAUUUGUUAGUAUGUAAAAAGUGUAAAUGUGGAAUAACUAGCUUUUGAAACUGCUAAAAUGUGUAAAUGUUAUUCAAACCAUACCCAAAUACUAAAUGUGGGCAUAAUUGAUGUAAUUACUGUGCUAUCAGUAACAGCUUAAAUUCUAAUUUUCCACAUAGCUAUUGAUUAUUAGUGGAGUUGUCCAAAACUGUGGAAAUAAAUAGAACAAACAGGAAACUUACAGGACAUGUAUGUGUAUACAGUAGCUAGUAGCCACAGAGAGAAUGGUUCUUAUCUCAUGAUUGUGAAGAUCGACAUUUUUAAAUAUUUGUAGUUAUUUCCUCUUGUGAGACAAUUCUGUAACGAGAAAAAUAUUUCUGUUCACUUAUGUAAAGAUUGCCCUUCUUCAUACAGCUAAAACACACUAAUUUGUUUUGAAACCUAAACAGGCAUAUUUCAAGAAGAUGUCUACUGUAUUUCUCUGGUGACUUAACAGGAAUUUGCAUUUGUGCUAGAAUGCCAUCCUUUAAUGAUAUUCAUGAUUUUUCUGUGCUGCUUUUAUAUAUGUGAAUAUUCUACUCUCUAACAUUUUAUCUUAAUCUGAUGCACUGUUGCUAUUUGUAUUGAUCUGACGUUUCCUAUGAGCUGUUAAUAGUUUUUCCUUAACUGUUGAUUUCACUGUAAAUAAAGAGAACAAACUGGGGAUACACAAAUAAUCUACAGUAGGCAUGUGUUCAGUCAUCUCAAAUAACUUAUGUAACUAACUUGGUUCAUUUUUUUGUAAGUAAUCCACAUUCAAUAUGUGCAUACUUUAACUAAACACAAAACUUACCAUAAGGAAAGUAGCAUAUGUUGAAUAACUUAAUUUUAUACAUACCAAUUACAGUUAAUGAUUUUUUACUAUCUUUUACAUAUUUGCUCAAACUGUGUAAAGCUAGUAAGCUGUUCAUCUAAUUUUUGUAGAAGUGUACUUCCCAGAGCAGAAUAUUUCAAAUAUCUUUAACUUAGUGUCCAUGAAAUGCAAAAAUAAGAAUCUCAACUACUUACACAAUAAAUAAACUUCUGAAUAGAAAAAAAAUAAUUUGGAUAAUGCAACAAUAAAGACCAAAACACAGAGAAAAUUAAACAUUGAGAAUAAGUGAUAAAAUAUAGAAAGCUUCAAAAGCAUUUUUCAUAACAUAAAUUCGCACUUAUGGGCAAAAUGAAAGUGCAUCAUUUAGUGAAAGUCAACAGGCUCCCACUAAAGUAAUUUCAGUCCAGUAAUGAAUAUUUCGUAAUUCUUGUUUGCAAACAUCUGCCAGAUCAACAUCAAUAAUGACAUUUUAUCUAUUUCUAAAUGAAAUCUCAAGCUUCUAAAAGUUUGUCUUCAUGCUUUGCAUGGACAUUAAAGUAUGAAAAGAUAAAAUAUAUGCACUAAACGAAAAAUUUUUUUAAAUAGAACAUAGCUCAGGUUUUCUUACAGAAUGACCCACAAUGUUACAUGUCUCACAUUUUCCCCAAAACUGUACCCAUUAAAAUGAUUUAGGUUGUAAAGUACUAACAAAGACCUUGUAAGUAUACUUCUAUUUAUAAAACAUACUGUAUGUGGUUGAUUCAUUGACGCUGAUUUAAAAAAUUCUAAACGUAAAUAAUAUGACUAUAUACGCACAGAUCUCCUCCCUGUGAAUAGAUUGAAGAGCAUCUAUAGAACUCAUAGUAGUAGUUCUAAAAAUGUGUCACGUUGAUGAGGCAACCACAGUUCAGUGAAUAAUCCCAUACAGAACUGCAGUGAAAAUUGAUGUUGUAGGUACCAAUGAAAUUGAAACCAAACUGUCCUCUGUAUAAUGAGAUAAUUCAUGUUCAUGUACUGUACAUACAACCAAGUUUGUGUAGUUUUCAUAUGUGAUGUUGUUCUGUAUAGAGGGUAAGAGGUUAUGCCCACAGUGUACAAAAUCACCUGGAUGUAUAUUUAUACUUAUGAGCAUACAAUAUAAAAUAUAUUUUAAAUGUGUAACAGUAAUUUUAGUAACUCUUGUGAGUGUAGUAAGACAAAAAGAAGUUACCUGUUUUCAUAGUGUGGAGAAAGUAUUUUUUGGAAGCUGGCAUUAUAAUUGUGAAAUGUAUAUUCAUAAAUGUUUAAUAUGCCUCAUAAGUUUAGAUUUUUUUAUGCUUUAUGUAGACAGCUCAGGCAUAUCAGUUUCUCAUUGCCUUGGUAAGCUGAUUGGAAAAUAAACCAGUUUUAGUGUCUGCCUUGUUCUCUUUCUUUGAUUAAAUAGUACUGAUUUAGUUUCUUAGCAGAAUGAUGUGAAAUAAAAGCAAUCCUUAUUGACAAGAUGACAAUAUGUUAUAUAUCUGUUGUCACACAAAAUAUAUUUAUUGCAUAUUCGACAGGGAAUAUUUCUCACCAGAGAGAAAAUAUGGUUUAGGUCAGUGCUUUCACACUGCCUCAGUGGUUGUGGUUUUGUAUCAUAAUCAUUAUUCCAAAGCUCUGAAAAAUAUGAAAUUCUUUGGAUAUCUCUUGAUCACAUAAAAAUAUUACAUGGGAAGGAAAGCUAA
Messenger RNA from Schistocerca piceifrons (Central American locust), 8268 nucleotides. Its product is annotated as synaptotagmin-7-like. NCBI's taxonomy places the organism in Eukaryota, Metazoa, Arthropoda, Insecta, Orthoptera, Acrididae. Gene Ontology annotation, molecular function: phosphatidylserine binding; clathrin binding; SNARE binding. The coding region runs from base 112 to 993 and encodes 293 amino acids. Gene Ontology annotation, biological process: cellular response to calcium ion; vesicle fusion; regulation of calcium ion-dependent exocytosis. The record is from RefSeq and is a predicted model, not a curated record. The transcript is spliced from 7 exons. Gene Ontology annotation, cellular component: synapse; axon; membrane.